AACAUAUCAAUACAUAACCUACAAGUUUAUGUAAAAGCUGGGUUUUUAGGAAUAAAUAGUGUAUUAUUAAACGAAUCAAAUGAUUACAACGUCAAUAAAGUUGCUUAGGACUGAAAAUUUCGAUUAUGUUUAGGAGCGUCUUCAUUCCAACCAACAAUAAUUUAAAGACAGCCCAAAGUGUUUUUAGGUUAAGACAGAACUUGAACCAAAAUUCGAUCAGAAAAUCAAGUCGCAACGCAAACGACGCCAAGAAACAGAACAUCAGAUCAACUUUGUAUUAUGUAACAGCUGCAGGGGUGGCCACCAUUGGAUUGAGCUAUGCCGCUGUGCCCCUCUACAGGAUGUUCUGCCAAGCAUACAGCUAUGGUGGCACGGUAUCAGAGGGCCACGACGCCAGCAAAGUAGAAUCUAUGAAAACCGUUAAACAAAAACCGUUGAAAAUAAAAUUCAACGCCGACACCGCUGCCAGUAUGCGAUGGAAUUUCAGGCCGCAACAAACCGAGCUCACAGUUUAUCCUGGCGAGACAGCACUGGCAUUCUAUACGGCGAAAAAUCCGUCUGAUGUGCCUGUCAUCGGAAUAAGCACCUACAAUGUAGUUCCAUUCGAAGCGGGGCAGUAUUUCAAUAAAAUCCAGUGUUUUUGUUUUGAGGAACAGAUGUUGAAUCCCCACGAGCAAGUAGACAUGCCAGUGUUUUUUUAUAUUGAUCCAGAGAUUACAGAGGAUCCGUAUAUGGAGUAUGUAAAUGAGAUUACAUUGUCUUAUACGUUUUUCGAAGCAAAGGAAGGGCUCCAGUUACCUUCCCCUUUCACCAAAUAGUUAAUGUAAUUAGGAACAAAAUAUUCUUUGGGCAUCAGUAGUUGUUUUACAUGUUUUAUUACAAAUAGCUUUUUCAAUAUAGACAAAUUUGUACUUAUUUUUUCCCAAAGGUAAUUGUUUCCCAAAUUUCAAGAUACUUUUUUCCACCCACUUGAAAUGGAAGCACCUUUACCAAAAAUAUAUUUUUCAACCGUUU
Molecule: messenger RNA, 1014 nt
Organism: Leptinotarsa decemlineata (Colorado potato beetle)
Lineage: Eukaryota; Metazoa; Arthropoda; Insecta; Coleoptera; Chrysomelidae
Gene: Cox11
Product: Cytochrome c oxidase copper chaperone COX11
Cellular component (GO): mitochondrial inner membrane
Molecular function (GO): copper ion binding
Source: RefSeq, a predicted model, not a curated record